GACGUUCCGGCGACGGGCGACGGCACGGUGUGGGUCCCGAUCGCGCGGCCGGUCGAGCCGCCGGUGCCGCACGGGCUGCUGCGCGGCGGCGGCGGGCGAGCGGCAGAGGCACCUGCGCGGCCAGGGGCGCCGGCACAGCCGGACGCCUGCGCCGAGGCCAGGCCGCCUCCGGCGGCGCCGGCGCAGAGCGGCCUGCCCGCGUGGCUCGCCCAGGAGCGGGCUGCAGGUUCGGCGGCGACGCCAGUGCCCCCGCCGCCCACGCCGUGGGCACCGACCGAGACGGGCGCGUCGGUUUCGACUUGGAGGCCGUCAGACACGCAGGGACCCGCGCCGUGGGGCGGAUUCGAGCGGCUGGACACCUACAUCGUGGCCCUCAAGCGCUGGUCCAAGCGUACGUGGCUGCCCGCCGAGCAGGGCGAGAAGAUCUGGAGUCGAUCAAAGCCGGGCUCAGAAAGAUGGACGUGGAAAAGAAUGACUAGUCAAAGCAAGCCUCGGGUGUGCGUGACCGCGGACAGCGACCACGAGCAGGAGGGCGAGGACACCAGGGGCCAGGACGUCUACUUCGAGUUCGAGGAGGACCUGGUCAUGGACAACGAGGACGCGGCGGCCUUCUACGAGGCGAUCGCCGACCAGGAGCUGGACGAGGAGCAGGCGAUUGUGGUGCUGGCCGCGGUGCUGGACGAGAAGAGGGAGGAGGAGGGCCGCCUGCGGAAGUGGGCGGAGUCGAGGGAGCUCAAGAAGGCGAUCGCACGGGAUCGAGACUUUCUCGACUCGAAGAGGGCUGGGGGCCGGCAGGUCCCACGGCCAACCGCAGGGAAGCAGAGGCUGAGCAUCGCGCGCCUCGAGGAGAAGACGAGGUGCGCGAACUGUGGGCAGGAGGGUCACUGGAGGAAAGAAUGCACGAAUCCCUACAUGCCGAAGUCGGAGGUCCGUGGCAGGGGCCAGAAGGGCACGACCGGGGCCGAGGGCUCCAUGUACGUGGCCGCCAGCGGCCACGGCAACGGGAUCUGCGCGCUGAGGACCCCGGAGUCAGCCGACCGCCCGUACCAGGAGACCUACCCGCUGGAGAUCAACGGCGAGGAGCCCGGGGGCAUGGUCGACACGGCGGCCGGGCAGGCGCUCGUGGGAGAGAGCCAGUUGCGCGACCGCGAGAAGGGCUGGAGCAUCCCGACGCGCAGGACGGACGGAUGCAGUGGCGCCAAGGGGGUCGGCGGCCGGUCCAAGGUCGUGGGUGAGGCCAUGGUCCCCGUGACCCGUGCAGGGGUCAGGUGCCUCAUCCUGUUCCGGAUCGUGAGCGAGGACGCGCCCCUCCUUUUGCCGGUGCGCUGGCUGGAGAACCUGGGCGCCAUCGCGGACCUGGCCAUGGGCGCUCUCGCGCUCCGGCACGAC
Molecule: messenger RNA, 1389 nt
Organism: Prorocentrum cordatum
Lineage: Eukaryota; Dinophyceae; Prorocentrales; Prorocentraceae
Source: the annotation of a GenBank genome assembly